Molecule: messenger RNA, 1275 nt
Organism: Rhagoletis pomonella (apple maggot)
Lineage: Eukaryota; Metazoa; Arthropoda; Insecta; Diptera; Tephritidae
Exons: 2
Coding region: 1-1275 (424 amino acids)
Source: RefSeq, a predicted model, not a curated record
AUGAAGGUAGAGGCUUGUAAUCCUGCACCCGCUUGGUUAACCAAAGAGUAUCUGGAGGCCAUAUUUCGCAGAUAUAAAAACGAUGACGGACUUCAUAUCAAAGAAAUCGAUAUCAAGCCCGCCUCCGCGAAGGGUGACAAUUAUCUCAGCGUUAUGACGCGUUUAAAAAUCAAAUUCCACCUUAGCAGCAACACGACUGAAUGUGGUUCCUACAUUGUUAAGUCCACCUACGAAGCAGAUGUUUUGUCCGCGAAAAUCAUUAAGGGCUAUGACCUCUACAAUACCGAAAUGGUGAUGUACGAUAAAAUUUUGCCAAAAUUGUCACAAUUACUUUGUGAAAUAGGUGAUUGUACUAAGAUAUUCGCGAAUACUAUUCAUGUGGAUUACGACAACUCGGCCAUUAUUCUCGAAGAUCUGGCGGUAUUCAACUUUAGGACUGCUAAUCGUAUUGAGUGUAUGAACGAGACAGAAACCAAGCUGGUAUUAAGAAACUUGGCUAAAACGCAUGCGGCCGCCGCGGUGCUGAACGAACGCAUGCCUGGAGUACUGAACAGACUCAAAAUGGGCAUGCACAAUCGCUCAACCACAGGCUUCGCCCCAUACUUUGAGGGCAUGUUUGAAGUUUGCGCCAAAUUUGCAGGCGAUUGUGCGACGCUGGGCCCGUACUACCGACGUAAAAUUCUCCAGCUGAAGCCACGAGUGAUGGACUACUGCAGAAGUGUCCAUGAGCCACCUCAAAGUUAUUUUCACACACUACUGCACGGUGAUCUCUGGACUAAUAACAUUCUUUUGCGUUACUCCGCCGAAGGAGCGGAAGGCGCUAAGCAACUUGAGGAUGCAGUUCUGGUUGAUUUUCAGUUUAGCAAUUGGUCUACGCCGGCGGUUGACCUUCAUUACUUUUUCAAUACAUCGCUACCAAACGAGCUGCGGAUAGACCGGCAGGACGAGCUAGUGAAACAUUACUACAGCGUCUUGGCGAACACAUUGACGAAAUUGAAAUACGAGGCGCCUGUGCCCACGCUGCACGACAUCUGUGUACAAAUGGAAGCUGGACGAUUCUAUGGUAAUCAAGGGAGUUUAGCUUCGACUGUGAUUCACCAGGCUGUGAUGAUAAACGACAAGACAGAUGACGCUGAAUUAAAAAAUCUUGUGGGUGACGAUGAAAGUGCGUCUAAUUUUAGAGCUACCUUAUAUACCAAUAAGAGAGUGCAGGAGAAUAUCAAGCGUCUUUUACCGUACUUCGAUAGGAAAGGACUACUCGAUGUUCCCCAAUAA